Molecule: messenger RNA, 3995 nt
Organism: Paramuricea clavata
Lineage: Eukaryota; Metazoa; Cnidaria; Anthozoa; Malacalcyonacea; Plexauridae
Source: the annotation of a GenBank genome assembly
AUGUUUUUAUCUACGUUAAGAGGGGACAUUUCCAAAGGUGCAUUUAUAAGGAAAAGGAUUUUAGGAGCCACUGUACUGUUUGGAAAUUCAAAAGCAGUUUCAACGUGGGGACAACUGACGCACGCUUUUGACACUCAGCGAUCGAAAUUUAUUCUACCAAAAACUACCGGUUUAUUCGGGGUUCCUGAACUAUACGAUAGCUCUGGGUUUAGUGUACUUUGCAAGCAAGUGUUGAGUGAAUCUCAAGGUUUAGUAGAUGAUGCGCUGUGCUUGGCAAGAGAGAUUAAAAAUGGCCAAAAAUCGGCUGUAAAUUUGAUCACAAAAUUUGAUCAUUUAUCAAACACGAUUUGCAAUGUUGCUGACUUGGCAGAAUUUGUAAGGUUGACUCACCCAAACACAGAGUACCAGAGAUCUGCUGGCGAAGCGAGCCUUGCUAUUAAUGGUUUUGUUGAGAAGCUGAAUACUAAUGUUGAACUAUAUAAUGCCUUAACGAGCUCGUUACAGAGCACAAGUGCUUCAGAACUUGAUGAAGAGAGCAGACAUGUUGCAGAAUCGUUAGUAUUUGAUUUUGAACAAAGCGGGAUCCAUUUAGACGCUUUGAAAAGAAGCAAGUUUGUUAAGCUUCAAGAUAGUAUCUUGCGUCUAGGGAGUCAAUUUGUAGCAGGCACCUCGGCACCGACUCACUUCCCGAAGAAGUUUUGGCCAAGUAAUGUUAGACAUGGGUUCCAGUCAGAUGAUGAGUAUAUACAAAUAGAUGGCCUAUGUUAUGAUUUACCUGAUCCCGAACUCCGAGAAAUUGUAUAUAAAGCUUACAUGCAUUCAAAUCCGACCCAGUUAGCUGUCUUAGACGAUCUUUUAGAAGCUAGACACAACUUAGCAAAGUUGGUUGGUUUUCCAUCAUUUCUAAGCCGGUCAUUAAGAGGUACCAUGGCUGAAACACCAGAAACUGUUAAUGAGUUUUUAACAAUGUUAGCGAAAAAGAUUCAACCAGUAGUUAGCAAUGAUAACAAACUCUUAACAAACUUCAAGCAGGGUAAUAAUAGUGAUGGAGCGAUUAUGCCAUGGGAUACGCAAUAUUUUACCGGCCUUGCCAAAUCCCAAUUGGUGCAAAAUUUUCCUGUUAUGCUUAAUGAGUAUUUCUCGUUAGGCACAUGUAUGGAAGGGUUGAAUAUGAUAUUUCAGAGAAUCUAUGGUAUCACCCUUGAACCUACUGAACCUAAGCCAGGUGAGGUGUGGCAUCCUUUGGUUGUCAAGCUUACAGUGAAACAUGAGGAUGAGGGAAUUCUGGGAUACAUAUAUUGUGAUCUGUACUAUCGAGACAAUAAAGUUCAGCAAGAUUGUCAUUUUACCAUCAGAGGUAUGUAUGUUGGAAUUUUUAUUAGCAAAUGAGAAUGAUAUGGACUGAUGUUUUAUAAGGUUUUAUUUGUCCUUGGUAGUAUAGGUUGUGCUAUUCUAGUUGGUUUGUCUGGAUAGUUUGUUUUGCAUUGGGUCGUUCCAGAAAAGAUCCAUACUCCCCCCACGGAGGAAAUUUCUGCCGUCCGGAGGGGGAUGGGAAAUGGGGGUGGUAUGAGGGUGGUAUGGAUGUUUUCUCCAUGGGGGUGGUAUGGAUGUUUUCUGGAAUGACCCUGAGGGUCGGGCGGGCCUUAAAAUAUCUUUUACAGGGCCGUCUGACAAAAUGUCCGGUGACGUUGAAUUUGGGUUGGACAUAUGUCCGAUGACCUUUUGACUCGGAAAUAAGUCUGAAUGACACAAAUGAAUAAACGGUAAAUGUUGUAAAGAUAUUAAAUAAUUUGUUCCUUUCAUACUUAUUUCCAAGCCAAAAUUAACUUGCUUUCCAGAACAGCAGUAUUAAAAAAGACUUCGACAACUUAAGCUCGUUUUCCACUUCACCAUUUUGUUCGCUGCCCCACGCUCAACUACGUUAAAACAACAUUUCCAGUUGACCUUUUAGUUUUAUACAAUAGUACUCUGAUUGUCCAUUUAACAUACAAGCCUCUAGUCCUGGGCUAGGGUACAUUUUGAUUUAUGUCGGACAAAGCUACAGUUCGGUCGGACACCAAUACACUCGGGUCGGACAAACAAUAAACCUCAGUUUCACUUUGGUCGGACAAAAGGUCCGGUGGUUUCCUUUCUACAUCGGACAAUUUCACGAAUGGGUCGGACAAUGUUCGUGACCGACCGAUAUUUUAAGGCCUGGGGUCAAUGCUGAGGCCAAUGCUGCAUCUUAACCCACACUGAGGCCAAUGCUGCAUCUUAACCCAUUGAUUGGCAGUACUCUCCCCUUGACAAGUAAAAUUAUCUGGCAUAAGACAGAGUAAAAUAAUAACAUAGGGUGCAUCAGGGUGCAUUGCCAUUUACAGUAAAGUGUUAACCAAUGAUCUGCCUUAUUGAAUCAUUGGACAUCCGUAUCAAUGAUUAUUGGGUACUGUAUUCUGCAGGAGAAGGGUGCAGGCUACCUGAGUAUGAAUGAAGUAUUUUAAUUUUCUGUGAUGUACAUUAGGUGGUUGUCAACUUCCUGAUGGCUCAUACCAAUCCCCAGUUGUAUCCAUCGUAUGUAACUUCCCUCCACCUCAACAACAGAAAGUGACGUUGCUAUCGCACAGCAUGAUUGAAAACCUUUUCCAUGAAAUGGGUCAUGCUAUGCACUCAAUGCUCGGGAGGACACAAUACCAACACAUAACUGGCACACGAACGGCAACAGAUUUUGUGGAAGUGCCGUCUAUCUUGAUGGAAUACUAUGUUUGGAAUCCUACAAUCCUCUCCCAAGUUGGUCGGCACUAUCGUUCCGGGAAGCCACUGCCGGAAGAAGCUGUCCAAAAGUUGUGUCAAUCAAGAAGUUUGUUCUCAUCACUAGAAAUGCAAACACAAGUGUUUUAUUCAAUGGUCGAUCAAACAUAUCACAGCAAACAUCCACUUGGUAAAACUACAACAGAAAUUCUGAAAGAGUUGCAGAUGAAGUAUAUGUCAAGUCCCUAUAUUGAAGGUAUGAACUGUCGAUAAUGUUGUGGAUAAAGAUGAGCUGAUAUUUAGAAAAUAACUCAUAAUUUUGAUUGAAGACGUAAUGAGAUGCAAAUAAGAUUUCAACAUUCCCUCAUUUAGUGAUAUUGCCCCCCCCCCCCCCGAAAACAUCCACACUUCCCCCACGGAGGAAACAGCCUCACUAUUUACAGUAAAAUACCAGAAGUAAAUUUUUCACACCCCUGGACAGCGGAAAUUUUCUCCAUAGGGGGAGUGUGGAUCUUUUCUGGAAUGACCUAUUUGUGUCUGAAUGCGUUUUACUAUUAUUUUUCUCCCUCAUUCUACAUCAGACUAUUCAACUGAAGGAAGUCUAUGUCUCUUGCUUUCAUCAAUUUGCUUGGUCUAUGGUUGUAAAAAGACCUGUUUUAUUCAUAGGAGGUCCAAUAGUUAGUGGUAAUAGGCAUAAAAAUGACUAAAAUAGUUUAAAAUUCAAUAAAAUUUCAUUUCAUAAAAAUAUUCUACCAACUGUUUUUGUAGCCAUAGGGGUUAAUUUAAACCUUGCGAUGCUCAAUCUCUGAUUCGCAGUGACUUAGUGAGGUAUAAGUCUUUCGCAUGGUUUAAAUUCAGACCUAUGGCUAGAAAAACAGUUAGUAGAAUAUUUUCACGGUAACACAAUGAAAUUUUAUUGAAUUUUAAACUUUAGUCAUUUUUAUGCCUAUUACAACUAACUAUUGUUCCUCCAAUGGUUUUAUUGUUCAGGAACAUCUUGGCAGCAAAGAUUCUCACAUCUACAUGGCGGCUACGCUGGAAGAUACUACUCUUACUUAUGGUGUCGAGCUGUCGCAUCUCGUAUCUGGAAUGAAUGGUUUAAGGAUGACCCUCUGUCCAGGGAGGCGGGGGAGAGAUACAGACAGACAUUUCUCAAAUACGGUGGAGGGAGGGACCCUAGGAAGCUAGUUGAAGAUAUGUUAGGACAGGAGAUUUCUGUACAAGAUUUAGUGAACGCUUUAGAGAACGAGCUUCAUGCGACUGUAUAA